CUUAAAUCGAUGCAUUAUAUUUUGAGGUUAGGUUUGUUGAUGUUUCCGCAAAAGUAUAAAACCGUCAGAAUUUGCAUUUUCGAAAAAUGAACAAUUAAAACAAACAUAGAACAGUAUAAAUAUUUUACGAAAUACUUGUUUUUGGAUGGAGAAACUCCCAAAGUGACUUGAGACCGAAACUUUGGAGAUGAGCAGCCCCCAACCCUCGACAAACCACUAAAAAUGACCUGCGCUUACUCUUCAAAGGCCGUAACAUUUAAGGAUUUCGACCGGAUAUGUCGCACGUGCUUAGGAGACGAAAAACUUAGCCCCAUCAUGGACACCACCAUCGGUGAUUUAAAAGUGGCAGACUUACUCGAAGACACCGUACUAAUAGACAUCAACAAAUACGACUUCCUGCCUCAAAACAUAUGCGAAAACUGCCUCAACGAGCUCUACAAAGUAUAUGAAUUCAAAAAACAGUGCUACGAAAACGAAGCCGCCUUAAAACUUCUCGCUACCAACAUCCACGACAGCGACAAAAGCGACAAAGAGGAAGACUUCACCUGCAACAUCACCCUCAUUGAAGACGACGCCGACAUCAAGUGCGAAUCCAGCGAUUGUGAUAAAAACGACAAAAAAAAGUCAGCCAAAACCCCCGAACAGCACAAAUGCAACAUCUGCGACUACACCACCGCCACCAAAGACGAUCUCCGCCACCACCGUAAGGCCGCCAAGCACCCGGAGCACCGAAACCACAAGUGCGAGAUCUGCCACAAAGCCUUCACUCGGAGCAAGCUGCGCCAGCACAUGCGCUCGCACACCAAAGAGAAGCCCUACCAGUGCGAGAUUUGCGCCCAGAGCUUCUCCAUGAGCGGCAACUUGAAGCGCCACAAGAUGACCCACACCGGCGAGCGCCCCCACGUGUGCAGCAUCUGCGGCAAGGGUUUCAUCCAGGCUACGUCGCUGCACGCCCACGAGAAGGUCCACCAGGCGCACGAAAACCUCGCCCCCGAGUGUUUGGGCUCGCUGAAGUUCACGUGCAACUACUGCGGGCGUGGCUUCAAACGCCUCGCCCCGUUCAACGCCCACAUCGAGAAGCACACGUCUGAUUCGUUCGUGCGGAAGGCCGACAAAUCGGAGAAGACGGUGGAGUCACGUGAUCACGUGUGCGAUAUUUGUGCGCGGGCGUACAAGACUAAGCACCUCCUUAAGGCGCAUCGGCUGACGCACGGGGAGAAGUCGUUUUUGUGUAGUAAUUGUGGGAAGGGCUUUGUGACGAAGGCGGCGCUUCACUCGCACUUGAAAGUGCACACGGGGGAAAAACCGCACACGUGUGUUAUUUGUAAGAAGUCGUUCGCACACGUGGGGAGUUUCGAUUCGCAUAUGUUGAUACACUCGGGGUUGAAGCCCUAUAGUUGUAAAUAUUGUAGUAAGUCGUUUACGCAGUUGUCACAUUUGACGUAUCAUUUGAGGACUCAUAGUGGGGAAAGACCGUACACGUGUUCGUAUUGUAGUAAGAGUUUCGCUUUGAAGGGGAAUUUGACAGUUCACGUGAGGACGCACACGGGAGAAACGCCCUACGUUUGCCCCGUUUGCGGGAAAGGGUUUUAUGACUCUAGUAGUAUGAAGAAACAUCAAAGGAAUCAUAAGGAGGUGUGGCGUGAUGGGGAGGCGGGGCUUGGGCAACCGCAACAAAUACAUUAUCAAAUGCCCAUUAUAAGCACAGUGCUAUCGUAAAACUGGAAUUGUUCGAAAAAUAAACUUCUUUAUAAAGCUGUA
Zophobas morio is the source of this 1761-nucleotide messenger RNA. RefSeq names its product gastrula zinc finger protein XlCGF57.1-like. The coding region runs from base 223 to 1719 and encodes 498 amino acids. Lineage: Eukaryota; Metazoa; Arthropoda; Insecta; Coleoptera; Tenebrionidae. The record is from RefSeq and is a predicted model, not a curated record. Gene Ontology annotation, biological process: regulation of transcription by RNA polymerase II. Gene Ontology annotation, molecular function: DNA-binding transcription factor activity, RNA polymerase II-specific; zinc ion binding. The transcript has a single exon. Gene Ontology annotation, cellular component: nucleus.